This is a messenger RNA of Colius striatus (speckled mousebird), 1209 nucleotides long. RefSeq names its product prolactin releasing hormone receptor (gene PRLHR). Gene Ontology annotation, biological process: G protein-coupled receptor signaling pathway. Gene Ontology annotation, cellular component: neuron projection; plasma membrane. NCBI's taxonomy places the organism in Eukaryota, Metazoa, Chordata, Aves, Coliiformes, Coliidae. The record is from RefSeq and is a predicted model, not a curated record. Gene Ontology annotation, molecular function: neuropeptide Y receptor activity; neuropeptide binding.
AUGCAUUUAAAGGAAAAAUCAUAUGAGCUUAAGAAACCCCAGCAAUGCUUGUUUACUAUCCAUGUGGUAACCUCUGGCCAGGCAGCAAGCCAUUCAUUACCCGUGCCGAUCAAGCACAGGAGUUGCGGCGGCAACUACUUCACCCAGCUGACUGCAAACGACAGAAGGAGGGAGAUGAUGAAUUCUGACAAUUUAACCUCCCAAAGCUUCCUCUCUGUGAUUCACAGCAACGCCAGCAAUUUAUUCUCAGGUCUCCAGUUUGUUCAGUCCUUCAAGCCUCUCAUCAUCCCUUGCUACUCGCUGGUGGUGUUUAUCGGUGUCAUUGGGAAUUACCUCCUCAUUUAUGUCAUCUGCAAGACCAAAAAAAUGCACAAUGUCACCAACUUUCUGGUAGGCAACCUGGCUUUCUCAGACAUGCUCAUGUGUGCAACCUGCGUGCCCCUGACGCUGGCUUAUGCCUUUGAGCCCAGAGGAUGGGUGUACGGGCGGUUUAUGUGCUACUUUGUUUUCCUGAUGCAACCCGUCACUGUGUUUGUGUCUGUCUUCACCUUGACUGUCAUAGCUGUGGAUAGGUAUUGUGCCAUGGUGUAUCCCUUCCGCAGGAGGCUCACCAUCCCUGUUUGUGCAUAUAUCCUGGCUGCUAUUUGGCUGCUGAGUUGCACCUUGGCUGCUCCAGCCUUGGUCCACACGUACCACGCAGAGUUCCCAGAACUGGACUUCUCCAUCUGUGAGGAGUUUUGGUUCCACAUGAAAAGAGAUCGCUUAGCUUACGCCUACAGCACUCUCAUCAUCACCUACGUGCUGCCUUUGGCUGUCAUCUCCCUGUCCUACCUGAGAAUCUCAGUCAAGCUGAAAAACCGUGUGGUCCCGGGCAACGUCACCCAGGGCCAAGCCGAGUGGGACCGAGCGAGGAGGAGAAAGACUUUUCGCUUGCUGGUCUUGGUGGUGGUAGCCUUUGGAGUCUGUUGGCUGCCUCUGCACAUCUUCAACAUGAUAAAGGACAUAGACAUCAGUUUGAUUGACAAGCAGUACUUCAACUUCAUCCAGCUGCUGUGCCACUGGUUUGCCAUGAUGUCUGCUUGUACCAAUGCCUUCCUCUACGCCUGGCUCCACGACAGCUUCAGGGGGGAGCUGAAAAAGAUGUUUUCCUGGAGAAAGAAGAAAAUUGGACCCACUACAAAUUGCAUUAUGGCCAGUGUGGUGCUGUAA